Molecule: messenger RNA, 1166 nt
Organism: Prunus avium (sweet cherry)
Lineage: Eukaryota; Viridiplantae; Streptophyta; Magnoliopsida; Rosales; Rosaceae
Source: RefSeq, a predicted model, not a curated record
UCAUUCCCUCUCAACGUGUCCACGUGGAGCGAUUCUGGUGGCUGCCACGUAUUUCCCACGCCCCGUUUCAGUUUUCUUCUUCGUCUUCCCAAACAAAACUAUAUAUAAUCUCUCACACCGUCGUCCGAUUUUUCUGCCGAAAGAUUCGCUCCCUCUUAUCCCGUACGUUUCGCCCUCUCUCUCUCUCUCUCUCUCUCCAUAUCCCAUUUGUAGCCCUCCCUCCCUAUCAUUUUGGGUUUGGGUUCUCUAGCUUUCUGGGAAAAAUAUCUUCCCCACGAAACAAAAUGAAUCCAAAACAAUCCCAAUCUCCCCCGCCCCAUAAUCCAGUCUUCGUCCCCAAUUUUCUCAAUUGAAGUUUGAACCCUAAUUUCACCCACUCCUCGACUAGUAUUUUUUAACCCCCGAUGACUCGGAACUCCUCGUUUGAAUCGCCGCCGUCGACUCGGCCGUCGCCUCGCGAGAAGCACCGAGUGGGCGAAGUCGCCGGCGGCGCGGCAGCCGAGUGUGCGGCGGUGUGCUGCUGCUGUCCCUGCAGCGUGAUGAAUCUGCUGAUACUGACGGUGUACAAGGUCCCAAGGGGGCUGUGCAGGAAGGCCUGGGCCCAUAGCAAGAAGAAGCGGCGGCGCGUGGCUCAGAAGAAGGGGCUGCUGCAGCCCAGGCCGAACGGGCUUGCCGGCGGCGUCCUCUACAAAGAUGACGUGGACGUUAAGAGAGACGCCGACGACGACGGCGAUGUGAAGAAGAGCGACGCGGAAUCGGAGGGCGCGGAUUUGCUGGAGAAGGAGAUGUGGGCCCGCUUUUACGAAGCCGGCUUUUGGAGAAGUACUUCUCAGAGAGAAUUAUGAUGACUGUCGUUCUUUGGGCUCUCAUGUCGUUUCUUCGAUUCGUCGUCGUUUUUGGGUGUACAUAGAGGAAUUGGAGAUGUCGUUUUCGUGAGGCGGGAUAUUAUGCUUCGGGAGAGAUACGAUUGGGUGAUUGAUUGUGGCCUAAUUGGGUCUUGUCACUGUUUUGUAAAUGAUUGGAUCUUUAAAGUCGGCAGCAUCAGGACCAAAGCCAAAAAAGAAUAUAGAAUUGGGUGUGAUUCGUGAAUGGUAGUUUUCCUUGGUCUUCACAUAUUUUAACCAAAAAUAUUACAUAAUAUAAUGUUAAACCUGGUUAAUAAUUUA